GAAUGAUCGACCUCCCCCAUGGCCGGCCCACUGAACCUCCCCUGCAUGGUCUCUUGUAUAUCCCGUGCCACAGCAAUCCACCAUUGACUGUUCCCUCUAGCUAGCUACAGCUCUUGGCUAUCAUGGCUCCUAACACCCCUAAUGGCCUCGCUAAUCAAGAGCCCAAGGCGAUCUUCACCCGGGAGGAGGUGUUUCAGCACCGUAAGAAGGACGACUGCUGGAUAAUCCUGGAAGGAGAGGUCUACAAUGUUACUCCAUGGCUCAAGAAACACCCAGGAGGAGCGAGGGUUGUUCUGCACUACGGAGGAGAGGAUGCUACAAUUGCCUGGACAAGCUUCCAUAAUGAUCUCAACCAGGUCAAGAAGUACCUCACUGCAUUCCACAUUGGUACCCUGCAAGAUGGGAAGAUGACAGAGAUUGACAAGGAUUUCCUGAAACUGAGGAGUAGUUUAAAGGAAAAGGGCUUCUUCAAACCAAGUGUCCCAUUCUUCAUUGCUCAUUUUCUGCACAUCUACUUUUUUUUCUUUGCUACCUGGGGGGUCCUGUGGUACUUUGGAAACACAUGGGCCACUUGGCUCAUAGCUGCAGUGUUCAUGACCACCUGUCAGGCACAAUCGGGUUGGUUGCAGCACGACUUUGGUCACCUCUCUGUGUUUAACAGCUCCAAGCUCAACCACGCUGUGCACGAUAUUACUAUCGGACUAAUGAAGGGUGUGUCCAGUUGGUGGUGGAAUUACAGGCACUUUCAACACCAUGCCAAACCCAAUGUGCACAUGAAGGACCCAGACAUUACUGCUCCCUACCUGUUCCUGUUCGGAAAGGUCAUCCCUGAAAAGUGGGGUCGACGGCGUUUGGGGAUCAUGCCAUACAGAAUUCAACACCUCUACUUCUUUUUUCUUGGACCACCUCUGCUUCUCCCUAUCUACUUCCAUCUGGAGGUGCUCUUUUACACAUUCAAAAGGAAACUAGUAAAGGACUUCUUGUUGAUGGUGGGUUUUUAUCUGAUUUUCCAUUUCACCUUUGCCCCUCUUAUGGGUGGAUUCUGGGGCAACUUCCGUUGGUAUUUUUUCAUCCGAUUCCUGGAGAGCCACUGGUUUGUGUGGGUGACCCAAAUGAGCCAUCUUCCCAUGCACGUGGACACUGACAAGAGAGAUAAUUGGGUGUCAAUGCAACUCAAAGGCACUACCGACGUGGAAACGUCUUUCUUGAUUGACUGGUUCUCUGGUCAUCUCAACUUUCAGAUUGAGCACCACCUAUUCCCUACCAUGCCCCGCAACCAGUUUGCAGCUGUGAAGCCGUAUGUAGUGGAGUUUUGCAAAAAGCACGAUAUCAAGUACCACUCGAAAACAUUCUAUGAUGCACUGGCUGAUAUUGUGAGGUCACUGAAGGAGUCCUCUGACAUCUGGGCUGAUGCUUAUGAUGCCCACAUUCCCCUGAAGGCUGACUAGUACCACACUAUAGUUAGUAUACACUAUACGGACGAGAGUUUAUUGUGUUUUUUUUACAGAACACAGACGUUAUAUUUUAAUAUAAUUACAUGCUUUUUAUUGCCUCGUUAGUUUCUAUUUAUUGGAUAUGAAAUAUUUUCCCCUUAUGUUGA
This is a messenger RNA of Halichondria panicea, 1600 nucleotides long. RefSeq names its product acyl-CoA 6-desaturase-like. The transcript is spliced from 10 exons. Gene Ontology annotation, molecular function: oxidoreductase activity, acting on paired donors, with oxidation of a pair of donors resulting in the reduction of molecular oxygen to two molecules of water. The record is from RefSeq and is a predicted model, not a curated record. Lineage: Eukaryota; Metazoa; Porifera; Demospongiae; Suberitida; Halichondriidae. Gene Ontology annotation, biological process: lipid metabolic process. Bases 123 to 1448 code for a protein of 441 amino acids. Gene Ontology annotation, cellular component: membrane.